AGAGCGAGCCCACCAAGCAGCCGCCUUCUUCCUUGCGGAGGCCGAAAACCCUCUCUUCCGCCGACCUCUCGAGACGCAUCAGAAGUCGCCGCCGCCGCCGCCGCCUGCCGACUGCCGUGGAGAGCGCGAGGGAGCUGCGGGUGCUAAGGUUUGGCUCGAGAUGGGGAAGGCAAAGGGCAAGGGCCCUAAAUUCGCGGCGGUGAAGAAGAUUAUCACCAAGAAAACCAUCAACAAGUACAAGGAGGAUGUGCUGAACCACAAGAAGAAGGACGCGGACAAGGAGAAGCUCGGCCGGAAUGUGCCGCAGGUUUCGUCGGCGUUGUUCUUCAGCUACAACACGGCGCUGGGGCCGCCGUACCGGGUGAUAGUGGAUACCAACUUCAUCAACUUCUCCAUACAGAAUAAGCUGGAUUUGGAGAAGGGAAUGAUGGAUUGCCUUUAUGCAAAAUGCACCCCGUGUAUCACUGAUUGCGUUAUGGCUGAGCUUGAAAAACUUGGACAGAAGUAUCGUGUGGCCUUGAGAAUCGCCAAGGACCCAAGGUUCCAAAGAUUAGCAUGCACACAUAAGGGAACUUAUGCUGAUGACUGCAUUGUGGAGAGGGUCACUCAGCACAAAUGCUACAUAGUUGCUACUUGUGAUAGAGAUUUGAAAAGGAGGAUAAGAAAGGUUCCUGGCGUUCCAAUCAUGUACAUCACAAGACACAGGUAUUCGAUUGAACGGCUCCCUGAGGCCACAAUUGGUGGAGCACCAAGAAUCUAACCAGUCCAUACAUGAAAUGCUGUGGAAUGUUUCACUGUGGCAGCACUUUGUCCAUGUGACCAAGUCACUGUUUCAUGUCUGAAGCCACUGUGCAGACUGAGGAAGGAUAAGAAUGCUGCUGUCUAGGUUGAGCUCACUGUAACUACUAAGAAAUCUUGUACCAGCUUCACCAUUUUACUGUUAUCAUCCAGAUGUAAUAGCUUCCGUCUACAAUGUUUCUGGUUGUCUGAAGUAAUUCUUCGUUAGAAGAUCAGGCAUCCUCUUCCCAUUCAAUUGUACGGUAGACCAUUUUUUUUUUAAAAGUACUGCAGCUUGCUUCUCAAUCUUGUGCUGUUGAUGCUGAUGUUUAACACUUUGACAUUAUUGUUCUGAACACGGUACUGGCUCCUUGCAUGAUCUUAUAGUAUUUACAUUGAGUUA
Messenger RNA from Sorghum bicolor (sorghum), 1180 nucleotides. RefSeq names its product rRNA-processing protein FCF1 homolog. Gene Ontology annotation, cellular component: small-subunit processome; nucleolus. The transcript has 9 exons. The record is from RefSeq and is a predicted model, not a curated record. NCBI's taxonomy places the organism in Eukaryota, Viridiplantae, Streptophyta, Magnoliopsida, Poales, Poaceae. The coding region runs from base 161 to 760 and encodes 199 amino acids.